CCGGGAAACAUUUACGGGAACAACCUCCAUGUGUCUGUAACGGUAGAGUCUUAGUGGAAGACAACGCUCAUUGCUCUGUGUGCAAGACUAUACGCUACCAAGAUAUACUCAUCUGAUGCUGGCCGCUGGCAAAUGUAAAUUUUGGUUCUAUGUAUUUAAAAAAAAUCGGAGAAAAUUACAUUUACUUAUGAACAUUUAAUUUUCGCCUCCACGAAUGCGACCUGUGAGCGGCUCAAACUUGCCUGUUCGCCGGAGCCCAGGGUAUUAACUGAACAGGUGGCGCUUGUUCCGUUACACGUAGACUGCGGUGUAUUAAAGACGGGGAACAAACAGAAGGGACUUUAUUUCAGAUGCUUGCUGCCUGGGCUGAUCCCAUCUGAGCGCAGCAGACCAAGCGGACUGGCGGAGGCUCCGGGAUGCCAGCAGCCGACAGGGAGAUGGUGACUGACAGCACUGGAGCUUUUGGGCUCAGGGCACCGGGAUGUGGGGGGUCGGACAAGCUCGCCCCGACGUCUCUGAGCGGGUCUCAAUCUGGGGACGUCCUUCGCAAUUUCUACCACACCAAGCGGGUCGGGAAUUACCUUAUUGGAAGGAAACUUGGAGAAGGCUCCUUUGCUAAAGUGCGAGAAGGUCUGCAUGCACUGACCGGUGAAAAGGUGGCCGUGAAAGUGAUUGACAAGCGGAAGGCAAAGAAGGACUCGUAUGUGACAAAGAACCUACGCAGGGAGGGCCAGAUUCAGCAGAUGAUCCGUCACCCUAACAUCACACAGCUUCUGGACGUAUUGGAAACUGAGAACAGUUACUACCUGGUGAUGGAGCUAUGCCCAGGCGGAAACCUCAUGAAUCGCAUCUACGAGAAGAAACGUCUGGAGGAGAAGGAGGCCCAGAAGUACGUUCGGCAGCUGAUCAUGGCUGUGGAGCAUUUGCAUCGAGCAGGCGUGGUUCACAGAGACCUGAAAAUAGAAAACCUCCUCUUGGAUGAGAACAGCAACAUAAAACUCAUAGAUUUCGGACUGAGCAACUGCGCUGGCAUCUUGGGCUAUUCGGACCCCUUCAGCACGCAGUGUGGCAGCCCAGCCUAUGCGGCCCCCGAACUGCUUUCCCGGAAGAAGUAUGGGCCCAAAGUAGACGUCUGGUCCAUAGGGGUAAACAUGUAUGCUAUGCUUACGGGCACCCUGCCCUUUACGGUGGAGCCUUUCAAUCUCCGGGCACUGCACCAGAAGAUGGUGGACAAGGAGAUGAAUCCUCUUCCACCUCAGCUAUCCUCAGCUGCCGUCAACCUCCUAAAGAGUCUUCUGGAACCUGACCCAUCGAAGAGGCCCAACAUUCACCAAGUGAUGUCUGACUCUUGGUUGCACCUUGGGAGUCCUCAGUCUGGAACACCGUACCUGAACAGGAUCCACAUUGAGGAGAUUAACCACACGGUGCUCAUGCACAUGACCGAGAAGAUGGGCUACAAACACAGUGAGGUUCUAAGUGCCGUGCUCACCAACAGGGCCUGCCACACAUUGGCCGUUUACUUCCUCCUCAACAGCAAGAUGCAGAGACUCUCCAAGGAGUACCGGGAAAAGGAGAUAGUAGAAGAUAAAAAGAAGCCAGAGCUCUUUCAGACCCAAUGGAGAAAACGAAUUGAGAAGAUCACCAUCCCUCCGAAGCAGACGCCAAUCUACCUGGCCAUCAGCAAAGGUCCAACUAAAGACAAGAAACAAAAAAUGGGUCUUCUUCGUUCUAUUACGGGAGGAAAGAGUUCAAACCUGGGUCCUGGAGGCAGUGUAGCGUCAUCUUCCUUGGAGUACCUGGCGAUUCACCCACUGUUUCCCCGCACGCCCCAGCCAGUCAGGCGGCUGGAGACACAACAGUCAAAGGGAAGUGAGCCUAGCGGAGGUGGCCUAGACAUGCCAACCGUCAACAUCGCCACACAAUCCUGGGACUCAACCACCGGGAGGCAAAGUGCGGAGCCGGCGCCUCAAGUGCCCGUGCUGAAGCUCACUGGCGGAGCGUUCUCACCACCCCGGCAGAAUUCCGCCUUCACAGCCGACAACUCCUACCUGAAGAAAGCCACCAUCCCCAACCCUCCGGUCCUGGUCGUCGCCCCACAGCCCAAGAAGGCCCCCACCAAGAUAGACUGCGGCACCUCGACGGACUCCCCCAGCAGCCCGCCUGGCAACCCAGAGAGCCCACAACACCGGAGCAAAUUCCCCUCUAUGGGUAUCGGUCAAAUCCUCAAGAAGCGCAGCGGCCCGUUCAGUCUCCGAACUGAGCUGCCUCUGGAGAUAGAUUCCUCAGAGGCACCGCCCCCUUACCACAUGGAGACAUUACUCUGUACAUCAGGAGCCCUAAAAACUCUCUGCUGAUGCAUAUCUCCUCAUAGAGACCUUCUGGGAGCUCUCACUCAAUCCUUGUCAUCAUUCUCCUCUCUCAUUCCCACACAUCAUAAUCACUCAAUUCCACAAAAUGACACCAAGACAAUAAUGUAGAUUAUGGAUAGCUUUCUGAAUGUUCUGUUUCAGAACGUUACCCUUGGUCCAUAGAACCUCAGGACCACAUCGUUACAUUAUGAAUUCAGGGAUAUGAGAGUAAUUCUCGCGUAAUGCCAGUGUCGCUAUCUGCCCCAAGUGACGCCGUCUGGCAAUCGUUCCGUCUCCUUUAGUCACCCGCUAACACUGUAUGUUCAUGACACAUUGAGAAUGGGAGUUGGCUUAUUUCAUUUGGACUAUUUUUAGUUCAGGCGUUGAGCACACCUUGAAUUUUGUCACAUAGAAUCGAAAGCUGUAGGUAGUAACGUGUUUGACAUUACCUUGUCAUAAAUUCUGUAGUUUGAUCUUGCUUUUAUUGAAUUGAAUGUUCUGUGUCUCCUGGUAAUGUCUGGGUGCUGGGACACCUAGACUGUUUUUGAGAUAAUUUUUUAUCCAAUCUUACGGUACACAUGAGUAGCUCUGCUGGUAUGUGUUAUUUCAAAACACCAUACCCAGUUUAACCUAACCUCAUGGGGAGCGCAACACCCCAGUGCUGCUGGGGACAGGCGAUGCUCCUAUAUACCUCCAAGUGCUCACAAACCACAAAAAAAAUGUGCUGAUGAUGACUGUGAUGAAGUAAAAGACAGUCCAGAUAUUAAUGUGAUUUUAAAAACCGAAGAGUAAAAUCUAACUAAUGUCGCCAUGUCUGGUGAUCCAGGAAAGCGACAUUUGACGUAACAGGGGAGGGAAUCGUUCGCGAGACACUGUUUCAGAUUCAGCGUUUAGCCGUAAUGCGCAAAUGACCGGAAAUAUGCUGCUGUACCUUCGAACUGGGUACCGAACUGUGAUUAAUAAACCAGAGGUUUAAAAUAAAGUCUAAAAUUGUAAUCUACGCAUGUCGGUCACUUUAGCGAAGGUUAACAAAUGAACAGUUAAGAGAAUUUCAUGAUGGUCGUUUCACUGUGUUGGAUGUUUGCCAAACCUCGUUAUAUUAUUGCAUGUAAUCCAAAUAGUUUUUUUUAAAUGUCAGCUUUUCUGGAUCUAUAGAUAAUCUUUGUCAAUAUUUAUUGAUAUGACUUUUUUAAGCUUUUGUAAUACUUUGCUAUGCUUAAGUUCAAA
Molecule: messenger RNA, 3575 nt
Organism: Brienomyrus brachyistius
Lineage: Eukaryota; Metazoa; Chordata; Actinopteri; Osteoglossiformes; Mormyridae
Gene: hunk
Product: hormonally up-regulated Neu-associated kinase
Exons: 9
Coding region: 417-2354 (645 amino acids)
Biological process (GO): intracellular signal transduction; protein phosphorylation
Cellular component (GO): cytoplasm
Molecular function (GO): ATP binding; protein serine/threonine kinase activity
Source: RefSeq, a predicted model, not a curated record